This is a messenger RNA of Octopus bimaculoides (California two-spot octopus), 3512 nucleotides long. RefSeq lists its product as uncharacterized. Gene Ontology annotation, molecular function: DNA-binding transcription factor activity, RNA polymerase II-specific; RNA polymerase II cis-regulatory region sequence-specific DNA binding. Gene Ontology annotation, biological process: regulation of transcription by RNA polymerase II. Lineage: Eukaryota; Metazoa; Mollusca; Cephalopoda; Octopoda; Octopodidae. The record is from RefSeq and is a predicted model, not a curated record. Gene Ontology annotation, cellular component: transcription regulator complex; chromatin; PcG protein complex.
UGCAGAUUCUGUCAUUGAGGCAAAGCAACACAUUUGUCUUAAGUCCGAGGUACCUACGCACCAGAUCUUUAUUCUUCGAGGAAAUAGUCUAAAGCUAGCUUUUGUUUACUUGGUACAGUAAAGUAAUCAUGUUCAAUGUCAAUAAAUUGACAUUAAUUACAGGCACUAAGAGAAAGUGUAAAAUAGAGAGACUGGCGAAACUGCGACAUAUAUUCAUACACACACGCGCGCUACUCAUAUAUAUAUUAUACUUGGUAACUUUCCUACAGCGUUUUCUUAAUUGAAACGUAGUGAGAUACUUUUUUUUUACAUAACCAUAAGCUGCGGUAAUCUGUGUUAAAGACGUAAAAUUCGACGUUAAUAUUAUUCUACCAAAUAGUGAAUAUAGAAGUAUUUUAAAAGUUGUGUUUACCCUGUAAUGGCAGGAUAUUUAAAGAGGAGAAAAUACACAAAAAUAAGAAACCUUUUAAUAUGCUUUUUAACGGCGAGAAAAAAUUAAAUAAAAUUCGCUUGAAGUCGGAAACUUAUUUUACUACUCUAUUUUCUAUAUUACAAGUAAACAUACUACUAUUUUGCUAUUCUUAUUUGGUCAAAAAUCAACGUCGUCUUCAACAAGAAAGAAAGAUUCAUUUAUACACGUCACAUUCAUACAUAUAUAUAUAUAUAUAUAUACACAUACAAUAAGUGAGUCUAAUGUAGUCGUUCGACAUGCGAGAAAUAACCAAAUCUCCUUCAAUGUACACGCAACUAUACUAAAUAAAAGACGCAUUAGAUAAAUAUAGUCCUACAUGGCUCUAAAAUGACGACGGGGUGGUUACGGCUGGACUGCCUUUGCUAAAUAAGCUCUGUGCGAUCGAAGUUCGCGGUGGGAUCACACACCAUCAUAAUAACAGGUAGCUUGAAGAAUUUGGCGCUUUUAAAGAGAACUUAGAUGGGAUUUCAGCAGAGAGCAGUAAUGGAAAUUUCCGAUUAUAAAGAAUGACAAAAAGAGAAAGUGUUUGUGAGAGAGGAGGAGGAGGAGGGGCUACGGCGACCGUUUUUACCAUUCUCCCGCUCAGAGAAGACUUAAUAGCUGACAGACGACUCUAAAAUAGUUAAUCAGCCACGAUUCUAUUAUUUGACAGAAAACAAGGUUAAAGCACCAGUGUUUGUUUUGAAAGGGAGCAAAUCAGAUCGAUAAGCAUUUUUUUACAUGUCGUUUUCUUCGAACACUAUCAAUGAUUGGAAGAGGUGAUUAUUUCGAAAUUUCAUUUAGGAAUUUCUUGAAAAUUGUGAAAUAAGAGUAUUUGGUGUAAAGAAAAAAUGAUUCCAAUUAAAUAACUGUCUUAUAAUGAAAACUGUUGUAAAGAGAAUCAAACGAAUUUCAACAUUAAUGAACGAAAUAUUUGCUAUUAUUACUGCAUGACAGCCAUUCCAUUUAAAAUACCAGUUUUAGGAAGUAAAUUAAGGGACUGCUAAUGUUCAUAUAAGAAAAAAAGGAAGCAUAAUAUAAAACUAAAAACGAAUGUGUAUAUAUAUAACUAAAAAGAAAAUAUUGGCUGUCAUUUGCAAGGUGCAGUGUUUUAUACAAUGAAAUUGUUACCCAUUCAUCUUGCCAAACGUGAUUGGUUUUCUUUUAAAACCACACACACUAUAUUCAGCCUAAAGACCAGUGCCUCCAUAAUCAGAAGUCUAUCAAGACACUGUGGAUUCUGCUCCAGUUACUAUGUCAGCAAAAACUAUCAAAAAGGAAACAGAUAUUGAUGAAGCAGAUACAGAGAAAAUAACUCAGAAUCCUGUUAUGUUAGAUUCUAACAUGCCCACCACAAAAGAAACUAUGACUGCUACAACUCAUUCCAUGGAAUUUGUUUUGGAUAACAAAAUGUCAUUUACAACUGUGCCUGAAAUAACCACCGGUGAAGAAUCGACAAACUAUGUACUUAUCAAUCUCCAAGAUUUCCAAAAUAUGGUAUGGAAUGACAUUGGCACGCCUUUCCUAGUUCUCUCAAAUGAAAAGGGUAAUAUGGAAGCAAAAGUGCUCUAUAGCAGUUCAGUAAACAUUGGUAAAACAUCUAAUAAUCUACAAGCAUUAAUUGAUACUACAUCUCAGACACAGAAGAUCAAAACAGAAAAACAAACUUCAAAAUCUACUCGACCUAUCACAUUAGUUAAAAAGCAGAGUCAUACUGAAUCAACCACUAAACACUCACUAGAACAGCUACAUCCAACCAUUAUAGCAAGUUCUGCCAACACUGACACAUCUCCCUCUCAAAAAGAUACUGAAGAUGACCCCGAUACGUUAUAUUCAUGCGACAGCCAAGAUUGUACAAAGAAAUUUACAGCCAUCAAUUGCAAGACGUACCACCCAGCCACACAUAAUAGCCAGAGGUCACUUGAAUGCCUUUAUGAAGGAUGUGGCAGGAAAUUUUCAUGGCCUGCUCAUCUAAAAUACCAUCAAUUGACCCACACAGGUGAAAGACAAUAUGCAUGUACUUCAUCUGGUUGUAAGAAAACAUUUUAUACUUCUCAACGUCUUGCUGUACAUAUGAGAACCCAUACAGGAGAAAAGCCAUUCCAAUGCCAGGAAGAAGGCUGUGAAAAGGCAUUUACAACUGCAGGGAAUCUCAAAAAUCAUAUUAGAGUACAUACAGGAGAACGUCCAUUUGUAUGCAGUCAUGCUGGAUGUAACCGAAGUUUUGCAGAGUAUUCUAGUCUUCGUAAACAUAAAUUAGUACAUACCGGUGAAAAACCCUUUGUUUGUUAUGAAUGUGGGAAGACGUUUUCUCAGAGUGGUAGCCGCACAGUUCACAUCAAGAGACACCACGGGCUUCUUUCUAAAAAAGUGAAGAAAGAGAUUGAACAGUUACCUUCAAAAGAAAAUUCUAGAACAAAAGAAAAUAGUCCAAAUAUUUUUGUUUUGAGAAAUUCAGAAGAGAAUGAAGAAAGCCUUUUGCAAUACCAAGACUUCCAAGGCAGUGAAUCAGUUGUAAUCACACAAGACAUGAGUGAUCACAUUGUCACAGUAACAACACAGCCAUCUGAAGACGAUGGCAAUCAAAGCCAUAUUGUAUUGUCGUCUCAUGAUAUACUUUCUACAGAAGUAUUAACUGAAAACAGUCUGACAAAUGUUCCACUGUCUCCUUCAUCUAAUGAUGCCAGUGUGAUGGUAGUGUCACAACCACAGGAGAUAGUCUCUCUUGGAAGCGGUUUCCAUAAUUCUCACAGCAGUAGUCAAGUGACAGACGAUAUGGUUUACAAUAAUGAACUUCUUCAGAGUGAUCUUGAUCAGAAAGAUCUAUCUGAAACUAUCAACCAACAAGUGCUUAACAUGUCACCUCAGCAACAGCAACUCCAUAAUCAAACAGCUACUAGUGUCUUACAUUCAGAAAGUCCACAGUCCCAUAAAUCCACAGUGCUUGAUCCAAUGUUGGCUUCCAAUGAAGAUGAAGAAGACUGUACAUCAACAGAAAUUGAAAAUCACUCACAACCUUUAUAAAGUUUAUAUAUAUAUAUAUGUAUAUAUAUAUAUAUAU